AUGAAGUUCGGGAAAAGGAUUAAAGAACAGAUACAAGAGUCUUUGCCGGAGUGGCGAGACAAGUUUCUCCGUUACAAAGAACUCAAAAAUCUGAUCUCUUCUCCGGCACCGUCCGAAUCCGUUUUCAUCGGUUUGUUGAACGACGAGAUCGACAAGUUUAAUGCUUUCUUCGUCGAACAAGAAGAAGAUUUCAUCAUCCACCACAAGGAGCUGCAGUAUCGGAUUCAGAGAUUGGUAGAGAAAUGUGGACACAACGAUGACAUUCGUAUAGAGGAGAUUGGUGAAGUCAGAAAGGAUAUUGUCAAUUUCCAUGGCGAAAUGGUUCUUCUUGUCAAUUACAGCAACAUCAAUUACACUGGAUUGGCGAAGAUUCUCAAGAAGUACGACAAGAGAAGAGGAGGGAAAUUACGAUCGCCGUUUAUCCAGAAAGUUCUCCGUCAACCGUUUUUCAAAACGGAUCUAGUUUCAAGGCUGGUCAGAGAGUGGGAGACGACGAUGGACGCCAUGUUCUCGCCGCCGUCUGAUUCACCAUCGUCGUUAGCAGACGCAGAAGAACACGAGAGAUCUACGGUUGCGGCAGCCGGAGAAGGAAUAUUCAGAAAUACAGUCGCUGCAUUGUUGACCAUGAGAGAGAUGCGAAGAGUAAGCUCCACUCACAGCGCUUUCUCACUCCCGCCGCUAAAUCUCUCCGACUCCGAUCUGUCUCUCCGAUCAAUCCACAUCCCUUCUCCGAUUCCCAUUCCUUAUUGA
This is a messenger RNA of Microthlaspi erraticum, 750 nucleotides long. The record is from the annotation of a GenBank genome assembly. NCBI's taxonomy places the organism in Eukaryota, Viridiplantae, Streptophyta, Magnoliopsida, Brassicales, Brassicaceae.